GAUGUUUAAUUUCUACCUUAGGACAUAGUUACCUAGUAAAAUGCGGGCUUGUUGUCUCCAUUUUGCAGAGUAUGAAACUGAGGCUCGGGAAGGUUAGGUUAAUUCCCGAGGUCACAGCAGUAGGACUAGUAAGUGGCGGAGCGGAGACCCAAGCUCCACGCCCUGCGCCUAGACUUACCGCGGGCCCCGACGCCAGCCACUGAUGUCCUCGCACCCGGGCCAGCUGCAGACCCUGCAGCCCCAAUCUCGAGCGCCCCCGACUGACAAAGUUGGGAUUCGCGCUCCCGCGGUGGUCUGGAAUGGGGUCUCUGCCCCUCCCCGGGGCGGUGGUCCAGUGACGUCACUGCCUCUUUAAGACCCUGCCUCCGCCCCAUCCCCGCACUCCGCCGUCUCUUAGGAAUCUCCGCGGACUCCUUCCUUCGCAGUACAGCUCCUCUCAUCCUCAACCUCGCCAUGGCCUCUGCUGGUCUGCAAAUCCUAGGGGUCGUCCUGACAUUGCUUGGCUGGGUGAAUGCCCUGGUGUCCUGCGCCCUGCCACUGUGGAAGGUGACCGCCUUCAUCGGCAACAGCAUUGUGGUGGCCCAGGUGGUGUGGGAGGGGCUCUGGAUGUCCUGUGUGGUGCAGAGCACAGGCCAGAUGCAGUGUAAGGUGUACGACUCAAUGCUGGCGCUGCCCCAGGACCUGCAGGCUGCCCGCGCCCUGUGCGUCAUCGCCCUCCUCGUUGCCCUGGUGGGCCUGCUCAUCUACCUGGGCGGAGCCAAGUGCACCACCUGCGUGGAGGACAAAGACUCCAAGGCCCGUCUUGUGCUCACCUCUGGGAUCAUCUUUGUCACUUCGGGGGUCCUGACCCUGAUCCCCAUCUGCUGGACUGCCCAGGCCAUCAUCCAGGACUUCUACAACCCCCUGGUGGCUGAGGCCCAAAAGCGAGAGCUGGGGGCCUCCCUCUACCUGGGCUGGGCGGCCUCCGGCCUUUUGUUGCUGGGUGGGGGGCUGCUGUGCUGCACCUGCCCUUCUGGGGGGUCCCGGAGCUCCAGCCAUUACCUGGCCCGAUACUCAGCAAAUGCCCCACGUGCCAACUCUCAGGGGCCCUCCGAAUACCCCGCCAAGAAUUACGUCUGAUGUGGGUAGGAGAAUGGGGGCUCCCUGGACAGUGGAGCCGACCCCCCCCCCCCCCAGCUGGAGUCAU
Messenger RNA from Rhinolophus ferrumequinum (greater horseshoe bat), 1186 nucleotides. It is a transcript of the gene CLDN6, whose product is annotated as claudin 6. Gene Ontology annotation, biological process: bicellular tight junction assembly; cell adhesion. The record is from RefSeq and is a predicted model, not a curated record. Gene Ontology annotation, cellular component: plasma membrane; bicellular tight junction. Gene Ontology annotation, molecular function: structural molecule activity. The coding region runs from base 454 to 1119 and encodes 221 amino acids. NCBI's taxonomy places the organism in Eukaryota, Metazoa, Chordata, Mammalia, Chiroptera, Rhinolophidae. The transcript is spliced from 2 exons.